UUAGCCGGAACACGUCAGGCUUUGUGACCCAGUGGAUCUCCAGCAGGCAGUAGCAGGAGAUUUCCUACUCUCUCCCCCCCCCCUUUCCUUCCUUACACGCACACACACACACACACACAGGGCGCUCUUCCCGAACACACUUCCCUGCAUUACCCAAUGAAGCGAGAAGAAGAAGAGCGCAUCCCGUUGAUGGUUUUACAGCCCGAAACCGACGGGAGGAAGCGCCGUCCCUUGAAUCGCAGAAGCAGCCGAUCUGCCUCCACCCAGAGUCCCUUCUGGUCUCUUGCCUACAAGUAGCCCCAGCCGGCCCCCCCACGGAUUUCAAGGAUUUAGGAUCCGUCACCAGAGACAUUGCACAGUGGGGGAAGAGUGUCCUUGGCGUGAUCAUCACUGCAAGUGACAGGCCAAGCCAGUGAGGAAAUGGUUGCUGACUGUGGCUGAAUCCACAGCUGCCAGAAUAUGCAGCCCAGGGGCCUUCCUGGCAGUGCAAAGGCAGCGGACUGCGCCAAGGAGCUGAUCACCACGUUGUGCACGGGGGUUGUGGCCGGGAGGCAUGGUGACAACUUUCAAGAUUGCCGUGCUGGGUGCUCAAGGGGUCGGGAAGAGUGCCAUUGUCCACCAGUUCCUGUACAACGAGUUCAGCGAGGUCUGUGUCCCCACCAAGGCCCGCCGUGUCUACCUACCUGCCGUGGUCAUGAAUGGCCAUGUUCACGACCUUCAGAUCAUGGACUUCCCGCCUAUCGCCUCUUUCCCUGUAAAUACCCUGCAGGAGUGGGCGGACGUGUGCUGCCGAGGCCUCCGGAGUGUUCAUGCCUACAUCUUGGUCUAUGACAUCUGUUGUUUUGACAGCUUUGAGUAUGUCAAAACCAUUAGGCAGCAGAUCCUAGAAACAAGAGUCAUUGGAACCUCAGAUACUCCCAUCAUCAUUGUUGGGAACAAGCGGGACCUCCAGAAAGGCCGGGUCAUCCCCCGCUGGAAUGUCUCCAACCUUGUGAAGAAGACAUGGAAGUGCGGUUACAUUGAGUGCUCAGCCAAAUACAACUGGCAUAUCCUCUUGCUCUUCAGCGAACUUCUGAAGAGUGUGGGCUGUGCACGAUGUAAGCACGUUCACACUGCCAUCCGCUUCCAGGGGGCCCUACGGAGGAACCGAUGCACCAUUAUGUGAAACCUUAAGGACCUGCUAACCCCACCACCAUCUCUGAGGGCAGCUUCUCCCCCACUCGCCUGCCAUGUGCAUGGGAACCCUUCUUCUUCUUCUUUUUUUUAAUCCGGAUUCAGAUGGGGUAGAAGUUCUUAACAAGCAGCUCUAUCCUCAAAGGAAGCCACAGCCCUUAGCCUCAUUGAGGCCAGCUGGUUUUUGAUUUUAUUUUAUUUUUUCUUGCUGAUCCUUGAAGCAAUGGAUGUGUUGAGGAGGUUUGCUUCUUGAUACAUAGAGGAGUCCUUCUGGUUUGGAUCAUAGGCCAGGAGGUGCUGAAGUCUACAGAUGGAGCAAAAAUGCAGAAGGUCAACCUGAAGAAGGGGAAUGCAUCUAGUUCACUCUCUUGCAGCCAGUAUAUUAAUCUACCAAAUGUGGGAUCAGUGAAUAUUGUGUGAAUAAUGCAAUGCAAAUUAAGAGGAGCAAAUGGCCCCUUGAUACAGAACUAGGCAACCAGCCCAAUGGGGAUGGGCAAUCUUUGGCCCUCCAGAUGUUGCUAAACUGCAAUUUAGCAGUCUUAAGUGGUAAUGCAAGAAGAGCAUAAUGCUGGCUGUUCUAAUUCGGCAACAUCUAGAGGCCCACAGAGCACCCAUUCUUAUACCAGGACCAUGUAAUGCAAGAUCACGUGCAUCCUGGCUCAGAACCACGAUGGGAUAUUUCAGGAGGAAAGAGUAGAGCAGGGGUCUCCAAUCUUGCCAACUUUAAGACUUGUGGACUUCAACUCCCAGCAAAGCUGGCUGAGGAACUCUGAGAGUUGAAGUCCAAAAGUCUUAAAGUUGUCAAGAUUGGGGACCCCUGGAAUAGAGAAUGAGUGGGUAAAAAGAGUUGAACAAGUGAGCCAAGAAAAGCCAGCAUAGAUAGGACUGGUAAGGAUUAGUAAGGGUAACUGAACUGAAAGAAUGGCAUCUCUCAGGUCAUAUGUACGUUGAGAUUGUAGAUCCGCUUGAUGUAUUUUACAGUACAUGUUUAUAGAGAGAGGAGAAGCAUUUCAGCCUGGGCAUAAAGUAAACUGGAUUUGCCACCAAACUUCAGAAGUUCUGAUGAUGUGAUAACAUGAGUCCGUGAGAUCUAAUUUGCUUAUAUUUACACCUUUUUCCAGGUGCACACAAACCAUCUAUGUACACUUAAAAAUCCGACUAUACACUUCUGGCUCCUCUGGUGUUGCUGAACUACAACUCCCACAUGCCUCACUAUUGUCCACGCUGACCGGAAGAUGUAGAUCAACUAUGUAUUCCUGCCCUUGUUAAGGCUUCUAUCAUUGGCCACGGUAGCAGAGGCUAAUGGGCAAUAAGGUUCAGCCACAUGGUCACAGGUGUCAACCUUUGUCAUAAAAAAUGAUGUAGCCUUGUUAUUUUGAUUACACUUGAUAACAACCAUGGUGCACAAGUCCCAAAGGUGCUUUUUCCAAAAGCAACUGGACUUUGUUUUUCCUUGAAGGUGUUUCGUUCCUCAUCCAAGAAGCCAGCUGUCUUUUGAAAAAGCACCUUUGGGAUAACCAUAACCUGGAUGACUGAGAAUCUCCAUAGACACGGUGCACAAAGAGUUAGUUAGAAAUUGAGACUUGGGGGAAGGGCUGCUCAUUUGGGGGAGAGGAAGAUCUCCUCCCCCUACUCUUAGCUUAAUGGCCAUUAACUGUAGAACCCUCCAACCCAUUCUGUUUAAAUGCCAACUUGUUCACAUUUCCCCUGUCCAUGAUCAUUGAGAGCGUAGCUUACCCACAUAUCUUCCAAAUAAUAGAAAAACACCAGGGAAGUGGAGAAAAUCCCAGACAUUGGAGCACAGCCAAGAAGGAUCUCCCUCCAAACACACUUGAGACUCUUAGUUGAGACAGACCUAGGAGAAAAUUCCUUAUAGAACCGCCAGUAUGGAAGUGUCAUCUUCAGGCUGGCUGUCUUGACACCUUCAGACUUCAUGGGGAGAUAUUCUCCUAAGAGAGAAGAGUUCUUGUACGUGCAUGGAAGAGAAGGUCCUAGGCAAGCCUCCUCAAGAUGCUACUUUCUACGUGCAUUAAAACACACACACACACACACACACACACACACACACAACAGCAAAUCAUUCUGCCAUACGUGGCAUAGUCCUGGCUGACAGGUUUGCCCACAGAGGCUUUGACCAAUACAGUUUUUCCCGGCAGAUACCUCUUUAAAGAAAUCAGCUUUAGAACGAUCUGUUUGGUCUUCAUGCUAAUUUAUAGAUGGUUUGUUUUCUGAUAAUUACAAAUAAAGAGGCUGACUGGUUUUGC
Molecule: messenger RNA, 3437 nt
Organism: Pantherophis guttatus
Lineage: Eukaryota; Metazoa; Chordata; Lepidosauria; Squamata; Colubridae
Gene: RASL10B
Product: RAS like family 10 member B
Molecular function (GO): GTPase activity; GTP binding
Source: RefSeq, a predicted model, not a curated record